Morchella importuna is the source of this 990-nucleotide messenger RNA. RefSeq lists its product as uncharacterized. Bases 1 to 990 code for a protein of 329 amino acids. The transcript has 5 exons. The record is from RefSeq and is a predicted model, not a curated record. NCBI's taxonomy places the organism in Eukaryota, Fungi, Ascomycota, Pezizomycetes, Pezizales, Morchellaceae.
AUGUUUAUCCCUAAUAUUUCCGUCCUUCUCCUGGCGACUUUGGGGGUUCUUUCGAUGGCAAAUGCAUAUACAUUAUCGAAUGUUCACGCUCGAGCACUUCUUGAUAGAAGACAGAACAAUCAAAAUAAUAACAGGCAGAAUAAUCAGAACAACCAAAAUAAUCAGAAUAACCAGAACAACCAGAAUAACAAUAACAAUAACAACAAUAACAACAACGCAGGGAACCUUGCCCUCAACCCAGCAAACGUGCAGUCAAAUUCCGCUUUAACUGGUCAAGAAGCUGGUGACGAUCCGGCUCAAGCCGACUCCGCUACCGAUAAAGCAAACUUCAUAAAUUUCUGCACUGGAAAAACUCUCACCAAUGGUCUUCAGGUUCAAGGUGGCUCUUGCAAUGGAAUCGUAAUGGGUGAUAUUCCGUCGACCCAGAAUAUGGUAUCGUCAAUCAUCACAUCCCCUACACCAGGUCAAGAUAUUGCCGCAAAUACGGCAUUCACGAUACAAGUCCAAGUCGCAAAUCUGCAGGCCGGAUCGUUCACAAACCCCGCAAACACAUAUUAUGCAGCACCUCAAGCACUCCAGGGUGGGAAGAUUGUGGGACAUACACAUGUCACUGUUCAAGACCUGGGUGGCAGUCUCACACCUAACAAUGCCCCUGACGCAGGAAAAUUUGAAUUCUUCAAGGGUAUCAACGAUGCCGGAAAUGGGAAUGGGCUAUUAUCUGCAGAAGUGACGGGCGGCCUUCCGGCAGGCUUCUAUCGGGUCUGCACUAUGUCGAGUGCUUCUAACCAUCAACCUGUUCUUAUGCCGAUCGCCCAGCGUGGUGCUCAAGACGAUUGUACAAAGUUUACCGUCGGCCAGGGUAAUGCAAACAAUGGCAACAAUAACAAUAACGCCAAUAACGGUGCGAACAACAAUAACAAUGCAAACGCUGGUAACCAGGGGCAGAACCAAGGUCAGAACCAGGGACAGAACCAGGGACAGAACCAAUAG